Messenger RNA from Cucumis sativus (cucumber), 2667 nucleotides. RefSeq lists its product as uncharacterized. The record is from RefSeq and is a predicted model, not a curated record. Bases 857 to 2086 code for a protein of 409 amino acids. Gene Ontology annotation, molecular function: cysteine-type peptidase activity. NCBI's taxonomy places the organism in Eukaryota, Viridiplantae, Streptophyta, Magnoliopsida, Cucurbitales, Cucurbitaceae. The transcript is spliced from 14 exons. Gene Ontology annotation, biological process: proteolysis.
AAACUAGUAGCGAGAAAAAGAAACGUGGCCCUACGGGAAUGAAAGAUAUAACACGUUUUAGUAGUGAGGGACGGAGAAUGGUUAUUCAGUACAAUGAACUAGGUCAACCGAUUGGACCGAAUGCAACGAAGUUGAAGAGUUUUAUUGGAACGGCCGUAAGGUUUCACGUUCCUAUCACGUACUCUACUUGGCAUGCUGUUCCAAUGGAGAUGAAGGAGAAAAUUUAUGAAUUGAUUGAGGCCGGCUUCAUUCUUGACCCCAAGUCGAAGAAAAGCAUACUUCAAAACGUGGGAGUAUGCUAUCGUGGGUUCAAGUCGAGAUUGACAACUACGUACGUACUUCCAUUUAAGGACGAUGUGAAGAAAUUAAAGCACCCACCAGCGGAAUACUCAUUCAUCGAUCAAGACCAUUGGGAUGAAUUUGUGGCUUCACGGUUGAAGGAAGAUUUUGGAAAAAAAAGUGCAGACGGUAAACUGAAAAGGAGCCUGUACAAAUACAACCAUAGAACAUCUCGCAAGGGGUAUGCAAAUUUGGUUGAGGAGUUGCGUGCAUCUUCUUCGUCAGAUCAAAUAGAUCGAUCGAUAGUAUGGAAACAUGCACGGUUGGAUCGUAAGGGAGAGUUCCCAGAUAAAGAGACGAUGGACGUUGCCAAUCUCAUUGACGAUCUAAUGGGCAACCAGAAGGGACGUAGUUUAUCUGGUGGUGACGAUGUUCUCACCCAGGCAUUGGGAGGGAAAGAUCGUCCGGCAUACUCCGAGGCGUGGGGAAGUAUGUGACUAAGAAACAAUAUUUCCAUACCCCGAACGAAUGUAAUGAAGGUAAUGAGGAGAGGACAGUGUAUGAGGAACGUGAUCAAAUGGCGAAACGAAUUAUCGAGCUAGAAGCGGAGUUGCAUAGAAUGAAAAAAGAUGAGUGUGCAAAAGGAGAUGAUGGAGAAGAAGACCCUAGUAUGUGUUCGAAAGGAACACCAUCAGUUCAAGGGGUUUCAGAUGAUGAGACUGAAGACGUUAAAUCUGAUUUAGUACCAGAUAAAGCGGCUGAUGUUGUGACAGAAGUGAAGAAAGAAGAAAAUGUGGGGGACACAAGAUCAAGUGACUUGAAGGUUGGAACUCCGUGUAUGCUUGCGUUUGAAACUGAAGAUACUAUCAUUGCACAUGGGACAAUAUUUGAUGCUGAAGGUGACGGUGAGAACAUCAAGGUAUCAGUGGAUGUUGUUCUCGAUGGCGAUUGUGUGAUUCCAAAUCAGACAAAGGAAGGAGUCACGAAACUUACGCAUGAAGUCGGAUCACAUUUAAUGUGGCCACGACAUCUUGUUCUUACUAGGAAUGAUAUGAAGGAAACUGUGGGCUUCAAUACGGAUCCGUCCACAUUCUCCAGUGCAGCAUAUCUACGUGCUCCAGUGGCACUCCGGUGUUUGGUUAGACUCGUUGAACAUAUGGGGUCAUCGAUUCAACUAAACACGCCUUUAGAGCUAUUCGGUGUGAAGAGAAAAUGUUGCAUUAUGGUUGAGUCACUUAGGGAUUUCUCGUCAAUGCAGCCAAUAUGCACAUCAUGCCUAGAUGCUUACAUGAUGUACCUUCACACAAUUAUGGUACAAGGACGAAGUUCAAGCUUGUUCAAGUUCAUGGAUGCCGGAUCUGUAAGUUACUCGAGUUACAAACAAUCGCGUGCGCAGUUGUUGAAUGCUCGACUUCUCGGAGCCGAGUAUGACCAAGUCGUAUUGUUCCCAUACAACUCUGUCAAUCACUGGACAUUGGUCGUUGUUAAUCCUACAAAGGGUGCUGCAUAUUGGAUUGACCCGUUGAAGAAUCGGAUUGACGGAGACAUGAGUGAAGUGCUUCAGAUGUCAUUCGAUAUAUCAAAGAAGAAAAAACCGAGUUGGAAGGUUGUUAAGUGUCCCAAACAAAAUGGGGUGGUAGAAUGCGGGUACUAUGUUAUGCGAUUCAUGCGGGACAUAAUUUCUGCUAGGAGUACUUCGAUUGUAGAUGUCAUAAAAAGUUUACCUCCUACGUACUGUCAAGAUGAAAUCAAUGAAGUUAGAUCGGAAUUGGCGGAGUUCCUUUCUAAGCACGUACAUCGUGCUUAGCACCAGAUUAGGAAAGAACAUUUUUUGAAGUAUUUUGUGGGGUUUUUUUGUUAAUAUAAUUUUGUGUUACCCCAACGACACACAAGAAAAUGUUAAGCGCAUUCUUUUGAACACGACACACAUGAAUGUGUGUUUGCUUAUAUGUUUCUUAGGAAGAGUUCGAUAUAUAUGUGACUGGUUCAUGGAAUUUUGGUAUUUGGUGCCAUACUGCAUUGGGAUAUGAAUCUUCUUGCAAUCAAAUAGCUGCUAAAGUACUUCGGUCUUCCAAAAUAUGGACAGCUUUGUCAUACACAUGGGAUAAUGCUGGGCACUUCAUUCAAGUAAGACGGUAUACACCUACAUUGCCGCAAACCAACAAUGAAUGGUAUGUCAAUACAUGUUCAACUGGAGUGGACAACCAUCAAAUAUCAUUUCCAGAAACGAACAUUCUCGGUUGGUCCAGUCAAAUAUAUUCGAAUGCUAUUUAAAAUAUUUUUUGAUUAAGGCCUAGUAUUUUGUACAUGUGGAUUAUUGAAACAUUGUAUUAAGAUGUACAAAUAUUAUAAAUCGUAUUAUAGUGUAUAUAUAUUAAAGUGUUGGCU